Molecule: messenger RNA, 4693 nt
Organism: Entelurus aequoreus (snake pipefish)
Lineage: Eukaryota; Metazoa; Chordata; Actinopteri; Syngnathiformes; Syngnathidae
Exons: 7
Coding region: 185-1714 (509 amino acids)
Source: RefSeq, a predicted model, not a curated record
AGUACACAACAGUAGCUACAUUCCCUCGACUAACGUUUUGUGUUUGUUAGCUUCAUUAGCCGCACAGUUUUGUCGUCAUUGGCAUUGUCACUUUUAUUUUUAAAUAAGGCGUCCAUUUUUUACUUUAUGUUAUGAUACACGCAUAAGUUCGGCGGAGACAAGCGUGUGCGAGCCGACAGCCACAAUGGCGUAUAAGCUGUCCCUCCAGUCGAAGCUGUCCUCCGUCAUGGAGGCGAUGGCCACAUCCGCCCUGGCUCAGGUCCUCCAGGCGGUGGACGAAGACGCGGUGGAGCUGCGCCUGGAGGUGUCUCGGCUCCAGACUCUCAACUCGGCCCUGGCGGAGAAGGUCGACGAGCUGGAGUACGAGCUGACGGCCGCCAGAGAUGACGCCCCCAAGCUGGGUAAAAGUCACCGAACCGUCGCGAUCCAGACAGACGCCGAUUCUGACGAAUCCCAGUCUCCUGUCAUAGAGGGAGUCUUUGGACAAGACUGGUGCCUAAACCUGUGGAAAGACAGAUUUCAUGGCGGUCAAAGGAAAGACAACACAACAUCUCAGCACGUGGACGAUACUAUGGAUAUGUCCAUACCUCUAGACAGUUUUUCUUCAAGCGACUCAACGGAGCUGGAAAAAGGCGCAGAGUUUUGGAGUUUUGAGUCUCUUUCAGAGGCGGUAGAACGCUGGCAGAAGUCUAAUUUGGUGGAGCUCUAUAAGCGUAGUUCCAGGAGCGUGGAAAAUGCCUCAAAACGGGCGAGGAAGAAAAUGUACAGCCGGGAUUUAGUUUUCGCCGAGCUGGACUUUGCGUGCGUUCACGGCAGCAGAGGCCCAGCUCUAAAACGGUGUCCCUUCACCAUCAAAGUGCGAGUUACACCUGAUGGAAGGAAGCUGUUUGUAAAAGACAUUAGUAGUGUGGAUUGCCACAACCACGGCCUGUCUCGAGUUUUAAUGACCGGGCCUGAUCAAUUGGACGUGAUUCAAGUCAAAGUAGAAGAUUAUAUGCAGGGUGCUGCCGGCAGCUUCCAUCAAGAAAUGUUUGGUCAUGAAACUCACAACAGUACACCGUGGACUAUCCGCGAGGUGCAGACCUUACUCGGCAUCCUCGCCGAAGACAAGGUGCAGCAGGAUCUGGUGGGCGCGGUGCGCAACAAGAAAGUCUUCCAGCUGGUCUCGCAAAGAAUGGCCGCCGAGGGCUUCCACAGGACAUGCGGGCAGUGCCAAUUGAAAUGCAAAAAGCUGCGGUCCGACUACAGAAAGAUAAAACAGCAGAACCGGCGAAAGGCGUGGAGGUGGUUCGAUCUGGUGGACGCCGUUUAUGGCCGCAGGCCGGCUAUUGAGAAGAGCGCGGGACACAUGCACACAACGAAUUCUUUGCUGCAGGCCAUGGUGGAAUCUGUAGUUGAAAAUCUGGACUCCAGCUGCGACAACGGCGAGCAGAUCACCUCGCCGGGCGGUUCGCCCAUGAGAGCCCCGGCAGAACCGGGACCAUCAACCCAGUGUGCCCCUCGCCUUCAUGUACCUUCUACAAAGAGGAAGAGCGAGGACUGCGGCGUGACCGUGGAGCUGGACGAAAUGUCCGCGUCGGCGCAAAAGCUGCACGAACAGAACUUCCACGUGUACACGGAGGAGGCCCAGCUGGUCAGGCAGAAUCUGGAGCAGUCGGCCGCCGUCAACCAGGGCUUUUUCAGGGUUUUUCAUUCCAAGGUGAAGCCGAACUGAACCAUGCUGCUUAUUUAUAGUAUCGCAAACCCUCUCCUGUUGUUUUAAAAUAUUGUGUACCCGUGUCAUAGAAGUAAGUUGUUCUCCAAUAAUCAAAAAGUAUGAGCAGUAAUAGGCUGUAUUGUUUAUAAUAACUCCUCUGCUUUCUUUACACAAUGUAUGGAAGACAUGACCCAAAAAGGAAUAACCUGUUACAUUAUGGUGUGGGACCAAGAGCUCUUGAACAAAAUUGGCAAUGUAAGUAUUUUACUAUUUGUCACUAUUUCAACAGACAUGCUCAGUGUUUUCUCUUUUUAAGAAAUGAUCAUUGAAUGCACAUAAAACCAUGUAAAAGACUAUACUGACAAUACAAUGAUAUGCAAAUCCUUUUUAACUUAUAUUCAUUGAAUAGACUGCAAAGACAAGAUAUUUAAUGUUGGAACUGAGAAACUUGAUUUUUUUUUUUGCAAAUCGUUACCUUAGAACAUAGCUGGGCAAAUAUUUUGACUCGGGGGCCACAUUGAGAUAAAAAUGUGUCUGGGGGGCCAAUGUGUAUGUGUGUAUAAAUGAUAUACAGUGUUUCCCAUAAACUGCCAAGAUACCUGUGGCGGUGGGGGCGUGGCUAUGGGCGUGGUCACCAUGACAUCAUCGAGUAAUUUGCAUAAUGUACUACAAUGAUAUGAUUUUCUCUAAAAAGGCUAAAUAAAUGUAUACUUACUAAUUAAUAACAGUUUUGUUUUAAACGUCCAUCCAUCCAUCCAUCCAUUUUACAAUAUAAUUACAACACUUUAUGUACAUAUUUAUAUACAGAUUUGAACAAUAAGUUAUUCACUGAAAUAUAUUUAUUAUUUGUGGUUCUUACAAAAAAUAUAUCUUAUAAAAUAUAAAAGCUAAAAUGUCUCUUAAAGCUCUGCCCCUUUAAUUAGUGCAUACUAAAUAAUUUAACUUUAGCCUACUACUACAACCAUAUUAUUUACCAGCAACAUAAAGUGAAACAGAGGCAGAGGUGUCCUGCCACAGUCAGUAACAAUCCCCCUCUUGUCCCCACAAUUUCCCCCUCUGUCUUCUUUUUUCUCUCUUUCUAUCCCCUCCUGCUCCGGCACCAAAUGAUAAUAUAAAUACAUUUAAUAAAGUCAAAUACAAAUAAAGCAACAAGAGAAGUAUCCUACACUUCUCUUUUGUAAAUUAUAUCUGAACAGCCAAUAUGGGCAUCUACAUCAACUAUAUAAUUUGCCUGAGAAGCUGGACAGGACAACUAAAACAAAAACAAAACAAAACAAAAAAAUGUUUUUUAUUUUUAUUUUUUAUUUGUGGCGGACGUAAUUCUUUCGUGGCGGGCCGCCACAAAUAAAUUAAUUUGUGGGAAACACUGAUAUAUACACAUUUAACUGUAAAAAUCUGCUGUACAGUAUGUGUGUUUGGGUCCUUUUUUUCCCAGGAACACUAAUUCCAAAAGUCACAAUGUCACAUAGAGUUCUAAAAAAGUUAUGACAGACCACCUCAAAAAAACGGAGUGGAAUUUUACAGUUUUUCCCUGAAUGGGUCACCCAAAAUGUACAUGAAAAUAAAGAAAGUGGGAUUUACAGAAUUAACUAUGAACAAUAAAACACUGAAUAUUAACAACAUAUGAACAUCUUCUACAUCUCAGACCAGCUCCUCCAUAGUUGCGUAUCUUUUACAAUCAAGCAAAAACACAACAAAAAUGUAACAAAUAGCAAAAUAUGAAUGCAAAGUGUAAUAAACACCUACAAUAUGAUAUAUUAUCACUUUUAUGCAGAAAUUUGUUGUAAAAAUUUGCUUCCUAAUAUGUUCCUCACAUGCGUUCUGGGCUGGCUGCUCGGAAAACAAGCCCCGCCCACUCUGCUUUGUUUCUAGUCUGAGCUGCUGUGACGUAGAUUACUGUAAUAACUCAUAAAACACUCAAAAGUGCAGAUUUUGACCAAUGAAAUACUUUUUACAGUUGAAGACUUACGGUCAUUUAAAAACAGCACUGCACAUCACAAUGGCGGCGACAGUUUUGAUGUUUAAAGAUCUAAAAAAAAUGAUGUAGAACGUCCGGCGGGCCGGAUUGAAAAUCUUAAUGGGCCGCAUGUGGCCCGCGGGCCGUAUUUUGCCAAGGUCUGCCUUAGAAUUUAAUGGCAACAACACAUUGCAAAAAAGUUGGCACACACAUUUUACCACUGUGUUACAUGGCCUUUCCUUUUAACAAAGCUCGGUAAACGUUUGGGAACUGAGGACACACAUUUUUGAAGUUUUUCAGGUGGAAUUCUUUCCCAUUCUUGCUUGAUGUACAGCUUAAGUUGUUCAACAGUCUACGUUGUCGUAUUUGACGCUUCAUAUUGCACCCCACAUGUUCAAUGUGAGACAGGUCUGGACUACAGGCAGGCCAGUCUAGUACCCGCACUCUUUUACUACGAAGCCACGCUGUUGUCACACGUGCAGAAUGUGGCUUGGCAUCGUUUUUGCUGAAAUAAGCAGGGGCGUCCAUGAUAACGUUGCUUGGAUUGCAACAUAUGUGGCUCCAAAACCUGUAUGUACCUUUCUGCAUUAAUGGUGCCUUCACAGAUGUGUAAAUUACCCCAUGCUUUGGGCACUAAUACCCUUUUUUGCCACUUGUGCCAGCUUUUCUGAAACAUGUUGCAGGCAUCAAAUUCCAAAUGAGCUAAUAUUUUCCUAAAAUGACAAAAGUUAUCCAGUUUAAACGUGAAGUAUCUUGUCUUUGCAGUCUAUUGAAUUGAAUAUAGGUUGAAAAGGAUUUGCAAAUCAUUGUAUUCCGUUUUUAUUUACCAUUUACACAACGUGCCAACUUCACUGGUUCUGGAAUGAUGUCUACAAGUAAAAUCUCCCCAAAAGAGACUCUGUAGUGGUUUUAGACUGGUUUUUCAAGGAGUUUCAGCACAUUUUGGAACGCACACUUUUAGCUCCAAAAUGCAGGCCUGCUGACAUCACCUACAGUAGACUGUAUGUUUUGGUAGCAUCUUCAUCCCCAAUCAUGUUAUU